UAACAAUAAUUCGAGACUUCAAUGAAAAUUAUGAGUUUAUAUCCGAUCUUGUAAUUUACGAAAUUGUUAUAAGUCUUCAGGUGCAAUAUACAGAUGCAACUUAAAUAUAUUUCUACAUUGUAAGAAUCGUAAUUAAUCGUAGUAAUUGCUAAAUAGUUGCCUAUUCAGUGUGAAUUUCCCUAAAAUUUGAACAUUUCUAUUCAUAUUUAGAGAACGAGGAAUUUCAUCACUCCCGAGACGAGUGUUAGAAUCAGGCCUGUGGAAUCGCGUAAAAAUCUACCGACUCCGACUUAUAUACAUAACAAGUUGGUAAGUAAAAGGGAGUCGGAGUCGGCGGAUUUUUUGACGACUCCGACUCCAACACCAAAACUCCACGACUCCAACUCCACAGCCCUGGUUAGAAUAAAGUUAAUGUUUCUUCGCGCAUAUUUUAAAUAUACUAAAAUUUUUUAGUUAUAUGUUAUUCCUAUUGCUCUCACAAUUUUAAAUAUUUAAACUUCUUUAAAUGAUUAUCAGAGAAAAAAACAUGAAAACUGAAUUAAGUGACCAAAACAAUUCAGGAUCGUAAAUUUAAUAAGCAAAUUUUUAUUUAUAAUUUUUUAACAGUAUUAAGUCACGUGUCAUUCAUUUACUUAAAAUAUUCGAAGUUCGAUUCGAUUCUAUAAGAGAAUUUCUCAAUAAAUUGAAGGGGGGAAAAUGGCUCGAGAUUUACAGAAUACAUCGUACAGAUUCGAGAGAAUUCGACCGAAAAUAUUUUACGAGCAUGGACUUGAAUCUAAUAUUAAAAAUAAGAUGGAGAAAGACAUUGCACGUCUAGAGAUGAUCGUAAAUCAAGAAAAAUUUGCUUGUUGGAAGAGCAAUUGGCUGGAAUGUGAUCACCAAACCAGCAAAACUUUCAGUGGUUAUAGCAAAAUUAUGGCUGAAGAAACUGCAAAAGAUAGAAUGGCCAUCAAUUGGAUGAGAAAACUAGCAUUGAUUGAUCUUUACUGCAGUGAAAUGCAUCAAUACUGUGAAGAGUUGAGACAAAAAGGAAAAAUGAUUGUUUACUGGUGAUUGUUUCUAGAUUAAAAACAAAAACAGAA
Centruroides sculpturatus (bark scorpion) is the source of this 1082-nucleotide messenger RNA. RefSeq lists its product as uncharacterized. The transcript has 4 exons. Bases 697 to 1053 code for a protein of 118 amino acids. The record is from RefSeq and is a predicted model, not a curated record. NCBI's taxonomy places the organism in Eukaryota, Metazoa, Arthropoda, Arachnida, Scorpiones, Buthidae.